Zygosaccharomyces rouxii is the source of this 1131-nucleotide messenger RNA. RefSeq names its product Mss2p (gene MSS2). Gene Ontology annotation, molecular function: protein binding. The transcript has a single exon. The record is from RefSeq and is a predicted model, not a curated record. NCBI's taxonomy places the organism in Eukaryota, Fungi, Ascomycota, Saccharomycetes, Saccharomycetales, Saccharomycetaceae. The coding region runs from base 1 to 1131 and encodes 376 amino acids.
AUGCUGAGGUUCAUUCGGAUUGCCAAAUGCUAUAGUACGGCUUCCCUGAGUCGACAGAGGCCGCAAUUCCAUGAAGUUUUCCCUCAAAAGAGGACGGUCAACAGGAUACUCUUUGAACUUGAUAGUAAGCAUACGUUUGGCAAAUUGUAUCCUGUAUACGAUAACAUCUAUCAAAAUAUGCAGAAGGGAAUUGAUACUGAGAUACCCAAGGGUAUUAGCCCGUCAGAUUUGAUGAUAAUGAAGAAAGUGUUAGAAAAGAUUAGACAUAGGACUAAAAGUAUAAAUCCUCAUUUAUUGGCACUAGAAAAUGCUCUCUUAGAUAGAUCAGCAGAGCUGGGUAAUAACGAUGCAAUUUCCUUGCUUGCAUUCGAUGUAUUAAGAGAUCCUGGGCAUAACAAUCCAGAAGAUGUAGAUUACGGCAAGAAAUUGAUCAAAGAACUAUACAAGAAAAACCAUCAUUUGACAAUGAAACUUUUGGGAGACUUAUCACUAAAGUCUGGUAAUGACACUGAGGCAUGCAAAUAUUAUUUGAAGUUCUUGGACCUAGAGGAUAGAACUUUCCUGGCGGGAGAAGUUUAUGGCAAAUUGGGUCAGAUUAAUUUCCGUAAACCAGAUCUACGAAAGGCUGAACAGUUUUUUCUAAAAGCAAUUAAGCUUUCACCGUUGGAAUACUCUGUUCACUCUCAUUUUUACCUUGCUCAAAUCUAUAUGAACUCGGAUCCUCUCAGAGCAAGAGUUCUCAUGGAGAACUGUGCAACUCAAGGAUUCAGGGAAUCUUUCAAAACUUUGGGGUUUUUAGAAAUGAAUUACUUUGAAGAUUUUUUUAAGGCACAAGAAUGGUUCAGGUUGGGGUUAGAACUCUUUCAAAUUGAAUGCUUCAUAGGAUUUUUCGACUGUUGUGCCAAAUUGAAGAAUUGGACAGGGGCCAACAAGUGUUAUGAAACUAUGCUUAAAUUACAAGAGGUUAAUGCUAAUUAUAAAGAAAUUAUCGACAAAUUUGUUACAAACCGUCAAGCAGAAGUGAAAGAAGCUAUGAAAUAUUCUUCCAAACCGCUUUCCGACCCGAAGACAUUUGAGAGUGCCGCUAAAAAGGAUCCUUUUGUAUCAAAGGAGAAUAAGUGGGGACUAUAA